UCCCUCUCCCUCUCCCUCUCCCUCUCCCUCUCCCUCGGUUUGCUUGUUGGGGUUUCCAUCCUCUCUUCUCUCCCCCACCCCCCAACCCUUACAGUCUCAUUCUUGUUUGUAUGAGGAGCAAGAUAAUUCACUUUAAUGAAUUAUAAAACUUGUUUCACUGCAGUGGGUCUUCAUUUCCCCCCCACCCGCCCUCUUCUUGCUGCCACAGAUUUACUGUUUGGGAGUGGAACAGUAUUAAGUUAGAUCUCAUUCCACUUGUUUCAAAAGACCACAAUUCCCUGGCUGGUAUGUGCAGUGGGAGCUCCCGUGAGAUAUUUCACUUGGGUGAAGGGAUGCUUGCUAGGGGAGAAGGUUGGAUGUGAAAGAGAGGUUGUUGGCUCUUAGCAAGGAUCAGGGCUCGGGCCACCAGAACCUGGAGGGUUGGCGGGGGGGGGAGGCAGAAGGAGGUACAUGGUCCUCAUCCAGGCAGGUCUCAAGCUCUAGAGAAGGGAUGGGGAAACUUUUCCAGCCUGGGGGCUGCAUUCCCUUCUUGGCAAGAUAUUGAGGGCCACUUGCCAGUGGUGCGUAGUGCCAGAGGCAAAUGUGGGCAAAACAGGGAAUGUAUAUUUUCCCUUUGUACAGUAGACUACUACACACACACUCCAUUCAUACAACCACUGUUAUCAAAAUUCAAGGACAGAGGGUGGAACCUAGCAGAGUCCCAAGAGCCCAGAUAGAGAGGGUUGGAGGGUCGUAUUUGGCCCCUGGGCCUCAGGUUCCCCACCUUAGAUGUCACUAAAGCUGUCAUGGCUGUUUCAACAGGUGUUCUUCCAAGGUUACAUAGUGAAACUAGCUGCCACCCCGUUUGCUGCCUAGCAACCCAAAGCCAGGUAAUCCCAGAUCUUACAGUCCUUGGGAUAUCUCGUAUCGGCACUGGGACAGCCUGAGAACGAUGACGCAUGUCCUUUCCCUAGGUCUUAGUUGCAGGUGGAUAUUACUUGAAUAUUUGAUAAUAUCUGAGCAGCCCAUUUUUUGCAGGGGUGGGAUUGGUAAAAUGCCAAUCCACUUUGGGGCUGGGCAGCCAUAAGAUUGUCCAGUCUCCUAACCCAAAGUAUUUGUGAGCAACUUUCCUUCUCGGACAUAAAAUCCCUUCCCGCUUGCAUUUUUAAGAGCUAACUGUGGUUAGCGUUAACAUGUGCACCAAUCUCAACACCAACCAUGGUCAGUUGCAAAUUUAAAGAUGGAACCAGGUUUGCAAACUCUUGGUUUGAACUUACUGUAUAUUCCUGCGUAUAAGACUACCGUACUUUUUAACCCAGGAAAAUCUUCUCAAAAGUCGGGGGUCGUCUUAUAUGCUGGGUCGUCUUAUUAAUAUGGCGAGUAUAUCUCAAACUCUAUAUUUUAACAGGAAAAGUUGGGGGUCGUCUUCUACGCCCAGUCGUCUUAUACGCUGGGAUACACGGUAAUCACAGCUAAGACGAAUUGCGCCCAUGACUAGCUCUGAAAAGGAUAGUUGUUCUGGGAAGGGAACAGGGACUCCUAACAAAGCUCUGGGAAGGGAACAGGGACUCCUAACAACUCUCAGAACACGUAACAAACAACAGCUCCCAGAAUCCUUUUGGGGUAAGCCGUGACUGUUUAAAGUGGUAUCAUACUACAGUGGUGCCUCGCUUAACAAAUGCCCUGCUUAAUGAAAUUUCCGCUUAACGAAAGGAUUUUUUGAGCGGAGGUUGCCUCGCUAGAUGAAUUCGUUUUACGAAAAAGUCGUCUAGCGAAUCGCGGUUUCCCAUAGGAAUGCAUUGAAAUUCAAUUAAUGCGUUCCUAUGGGCAAAAAAAAUUUCAAAAAAAAUUCAGUGCAUUCCUAUGGGAUUCGCUAGACGAAUUUUUCGUUAUAAGAAAAGACCCGUGGAACGAAUUAAAUUCGUCUAGCGAGGCACCACUGUACUUCAAAUGUACGGCACAAAUGUGGCCUUAAGUCACGUCCAUUGGUGUCAAUGGAUAUACUGUACUCUGUGCAUGACUUAGUUGAAGACAACCCAAGAAUUUUCAGCUCAGUUCCACUAGAGUGCAGGAAAGGCACAGAAUAUCAGCUUUUCAUUUCAAUUUUUUAUAGCUCUUGUGGGCUUAUUUACAAGGCUGGGUUAGGGGACCAGACUGUGUCGUCUACGCUUGGCUUUGGCGGUUCCAAAAGCCCUCUUUAAAAGUUUCCUGUUUUCAUCCCUCAAAACUUGGCUUCUCUUCUUGAAGUUGUACACAGAGUUGCAGUGCUUUGAUUUUGGCAAAUCUGGAGGCCGCCUGUAUGGAGACGCUGUUCAAUUACAUUCUUCAGACCAUCUUAAAUUGUCUCGGGAAGUGGUGCAGGUAAAGAUGGCUACUACAUCUGUUUGUUUGCUUCGUGUGUGUUUGUUAAAAAAAGAUAAUUGGGAAGCUUCUGCCAUCUUUUUUUUUUUGCCACAAGCAAACUCCUCACCCGCAUUCGGAAUGAGGGCGGCUCUAGCGUGCUUCUCAAUUUUCCCUCCUUUUUGAAAGAAGAAAAUCCAUCUGUUCCGGAUGCUGGCAUUCAAAAUGGUUGCCUUACCCCCCCCUCACUGAACAAGACCAAAUCGAUUACGUAUCUCUCUUCCGCCGCCACCCCCCCCUUUUCACCUCUCUCCCUGAGUCAUUCUCUAACUCAGGCAAGUCUCCCAUCCUAAUUCAAUCAGGGGCGGUGUGUGGGGGGGGGGAGCAGACUUCACAGCGGUAAAAUACUUGAGGGCCUUCUUUUUUCAAUAGCUUAUUGUUCAGGUUUCCUCGACCAUUAUGGGGAAACAAACAGCCACAAAGGGGGGGGGGGAAUCUGGGCAUUCAAAUGGGUGCUACCCAAGAGAGGUGGGAGAGAAUACCUCACAUUCCUAUGCUUCAGAAUCAAAUUCUCAAGGCACCUGGGUUUGGGGCUCUUUUCUCUCUCCCCCCUCCUUUCUUUCUUUUAGCCCAGGUGUCUAGUAUACUUACCAGUUUGGCAGUAUGGUUGGGUGGCAGAGUUCCACCAGUGCACAGAAAAGUCACAGAAUGCCACUUCUGCAGUUUUAUUUUGAUUUUUAAAAAAUGGUUUCUAGGCCUUAUGGCUGCAGAGGUAGGCUUGGUUAUGUGCGAGCAACGCCAGCAGAAGCCUCUGGCUCCCACUAUUCCAAAGGUGCCUGAAUAAAGGUUGUAUCCAACUAAGUCUUACUCAGACGCAUUGAUAUCAAUUGACUUAAACAGGGCACAUUCACACCACUGUAACAGCACUUUAAACCAUCCCUGAAGAAUCCUAGGAACUGUAGUUUGUUAAGGGUUCUGAGAGUUCUUAGGAGACAACCCCCCUCCCAUUUCCCUCAUAGAGCUACAAUUCCCAGAAUGCACUGUGAAGAGUGAUUGAUUGUUAAACCACUCUGGGAAUUAUAGCUCUGGGAGGGCAAUAAGGGUCUCCAAACAACUCUUGUCACCCAUAACAAACUACAGCUCCCAGGAUUCUUUGGGGUAAGUCAUGACUGUUUAAAACAGCAUCAUAGGUCUUGACAUAUAUCAAUCAAUCUCUUUUACAGUGGAACCUCAGGUUACGGCGGGGAUCCGUUCCGAAGGCUCCGCCGCAACCCGAAAACGCCGCAACCAAAAGUGUCGCGUCUGCGCAAUUUAGCGCUUAUGCGCGUGCACGAACCCAGAAGUAGCCUGUUCUGGUACUUCCGGGUUUGUGCCAGUCUCAAGCCGAGGGUGACAUAAGCUGGAGGCUCCACUGUAUUGGCAUAGAAAAAGUGCAUCAUAUACAUGGAUCUUGACAUAUACAGGAUGUGAAUGUGGCCUUUGUCAAGUCCAUUGAUACCAAUGAUUCUACUCUGAAUAAGAUGUAGUUGGAGACAACCUGAGGAUUUUUUGCUCAGUUCUUCCAGAGUGCAGGAAAGUCACAGAAGAUCAUAUUUUAAUUUCAUUUUUAAAAGUUUCUAACCCUCAGGCCUUCAAAUACAGGCUUGGACGUGCGUGUGAAAUGCCUGCCUAAACCUCAGGCUUACCCAAAGAGUGGCUGCAUAAGAUUUUUCAGCUAUCAGCAGAGUAAAAAAAAAAGGUAAAGGUAAAGGACCCCUGAUAGUUAAGAUGACUCUGAGGUUGCAGCGCUCAUCUCGCUUUACAGGCUGAGGGAGCUGGCAUUUGUCCACAGAGUACCUCAUGAAUGUUUUAAUAACUCCCCUCCCCCAAUAUCUAAUAGUAGCAGUGCUAAUUAUAUGCAAGUAAGCAUAUACAAUUCAUAAAAUACAAUUUUAUGCUGGUUGCAGAAUUAAGGCUUCUUGAGCGCAGAAUUUGGGUUGGCUUGGGUAAGGAUUUUGGUUUGUGUUUAUGCAUACAGGCAUGCAUAACUUUAGUACAAAGUACAGUAUCUGCAACCUGUUUUUAGUGCAGAGAGACUCUUUCAGGGAAUGUAAGUAUGUAAAGUGCGCUACAACGGGAAGGUGCCCAUUAAGAACACAAGAGCCCUGCUGGAUCAGAACCAGUAGCCCUUCUAACCCAGGAUCUGGCCUCCCAUAGUGGGCAGCCAGAUGCUGCUGAAAGCAGAGCAAUGAAGAUGAUAGCUGGCCCCCAUUUUCUCCUAGCCUCUGGUAUUUGGAGAGAGAGAGUGCUUCUGAUCCCAGAGGUUCCAUUUAACUAUCACUCCCUCUAAUAGCAAACUCAGGAUGCUGAGUGUUGAUGGCUUUGUGGUCAAUAUGAAGUUACUGAGUAACUUGUGGGGAGGUAUCAAUAUGCUUAGGGGAGGACCACAGAAUGGUGAGUAUCUCCUGGCAGGGGUUGGGAAAUGGAAACCAAGGGGGUAGAGGAUUGGAAUUAGAGUGUCCUGGAAGACAUCGUGGUAGGCACCUGAACAGGAGCACUUCAUGCUGCAACAUUUUGUUGCAGCUCCAACUAGUCAUGGAGACUAGCCAUUGGCAGAGUUCUUCAUUCAUUCAUCCUAUCCCCAUUUAAAACCAGAGACUAGCAUCACAUCUUUUGCCAGGGAGUUCCAUCAGUUAAUUCCAUGCUGUUAGAAGAAGCGCUUUCUUUUGUCUGUCCUGAAGCUGCUACCUGAUGGAUUUCAGUGAGCCACUAGGAGCAUUAUACAAGCUUUUAUUGAGCCCCAACUGGAAUAUUUAAACCAGCCUUACAAAUAAGAAAGUAUUGAUGCUCACAAUGGUUGUUUUGUUUGUUUUUAAUAGUCGCCCUGCAUUGUGUUAUUAAGGGAAGGGGGGGGAUCCAAGGUUUUAAUGAGGUCUCCCUACCUGUUGCUUGGAGGCAAGUCUGACUCACCAUAGGCGAGUGAGCUACUUGCAAACUCGGCAUUGGUUGACUGGGAUAUUCUUGAAGAAAUCUUUCUAAAGAGACCCUAAUUUUCCUUUUAAAAAACCAACAACCUCAAGCUGCAUGUUUGCUAUGAAACUACAGCAUCCAUAAAUCUAUGUACCUUUAAAAGAAUGGGAAUGGAGUCUGCUUUUUCCCCUCCCUGGUUUCCCCCUUUGCUUGCCCUCCCCCUUUUUCCUCACCAGAACUUCUCCCUGCCAGCCACACCACAUUUCUUCAUAAACCUUAACACCUUAGAAACAGAGUGAAUUAUACAAAUUAAAUGUAAUUGACUUGAUUUGCAUAGUUCUAAGUAGAAAAUUCAGAGUGUGUGGAGUGGGAGAGUUAGGAUUUCUGUGAAUUCCAGUGUGAACAGACCUGAUUUACACCCCCAAGACUAAAUUGUGGAUCGGAACAUAAUUUUGCCCUUUCCCGAAUUUUGUGAUGCAAUUCUCAGCUUUAAAAAAAAGUCAGGAAUGUUUUCAAAAUGUGUAUAUUGAGAUAAAACCCAUUGAGGAAUGUGCCCAUUGAGAUGAACAAUGCAAAAUAUAGUGGCAAAACGUUUAUUUAAAUUUGUGUUUGAACGUGUACCUUAAACAUGAAUUUUCUUGGAGUUUUCUAUGAAUAAAAUUUACUGAUUAACGUGAAGUCUGAACUGGGCUUAAAAACAUGCACAUGUCCGGUAGGCCAUGACUGCAAAGAGACUGAUCCAUCCAUCCCUAGAGGGGAAUACACCCUGCCCUCUGCAUAAAUACCCAUUAAUUACCUUCCUUGUUUCUGUUGUGGGCCAGAUUGGGCCACUUUUGCUAAUAAGCUCAGCUUGGUUGGCGCCAUGCUGGAAAUUCUACAGUAAUUAUCAGUUUGAAUUAGGGCCACAGCAUUUUAGUUAGUUAAGACUAAUCAUAUGAAAACAUCUUUUGAUCAACCAAAAAGCUCUUCUGGUUAAUAAGCAGGCAGGGUGAAACCACUGCCCCACAGGCUCAAAGGCAGUCUCCCGCUGAGUACCAUUGAUUGAGGAACAAACAGAGCCGCUCUUUGCUGUGCUAGAGGGCUUCCCACUGUUGACAUCUGGAGGGCCACAGUUGCUCUGUCCUGAUCAGUAAACAGGACCCAGCCUGAUGAAAGGUCUGAAUUCUGUGGGACUCAUCAAGCAAGAUACCAUUUUUGGCACAGGUGUGGUCAUCUAGGGCGGUAUUAGCAACCUUCCCAAUAGUGUCCCAAAAUUGACAAUUUUGCUAUCAUGUAUGUUGAUGGCUGCCAUAUUCUUCUACAGAGGACCGGGGGGGGCAGUUUUGUUACAUGGUGGCAUCUUGGCCAACCAUCCCUUGUCUUGGAUCAGCCUUUAACAGCAGGCAUCCCUGAGGUGGACAGAAGGGCCUGGCUUGAGGCAAGCUGCUCCAAUAAUCAGUCAUGCAUUCCCAGCUGGGGAUGUGCAAGAAAUUCAACCCAGCUUGGGUUUUGAGGCGAGCUUGCAUAAUUCGCACUGUUCGAAACCACAUAAGAACCAAAGGACACAGCCGUCCUCUGAAAUCCACGCUUCGACGAAUUUUGCAGUGCACUUCUCCAGCCUAGCAGCCCAGUAAUGCAGGUCCUGGGGUUAAGGCAUGAAAGAAAAUGCAUAUAUCAUCGAAAACGCCAUUUCAUAAUGCAUAAUAUUAAAGGAAAUUAUUUGCUGGCAGUGGGACGGGGACGUGUACAUUAGGCAAAAUCAGCAUCUAGUAGGCAUGUCUAUCAGGAGAAAUUCGCACUCAGUUACUGAUGAAUUUUCAGGAGGACCGUUUUCUUUGAAAAAUCACAAAUUGACGGGGGGAAUCACAAACUGAACUGAACUUGAGAAAUGAGAAAUGAAAUGGGACAGCUUUGCCCAUCCCUACUCCCAUGUUGAGGCCAGCUUGCAUUGGCCUUCCCAUGCUGGUGGGAAGGGGGACUCAGCUAUUGGAGUCAGCCAGGGUAGUACAUGUGUUGCAUUGCUACCUACUGUAGUAGAAAACUCCCUCCCCCCCCCACUUACACACACACAUUUGUGCAUUUGCUCACUUGGAAACAUUUACUUUGGGGUGAGCCAUCAGGUGCUUUGAAUGCACAGCCCCUGAGUUUGGAUUAGUCUGGACAUAUUUGUGAUUGACCCUUGUGAGGGUGGGGGGCUGGCAUCUACCAUGGAUAAGCUCUCUUCAACAUAGAGCGGAUGUGGGGAACCUUUCACUCUCCAGAAGUUGCUGAACUAUGACUUCCAUCAUCCCUCACCAUUGCCCAUGAGUGUAGGGGCUGGUGGGAGUUGUAGUUCAGCAAUGUCCUGACAACCUAACGUUCUCCCACAGUUGAUGGAGAAACAAGGGAAAAAGACAUGAGCAAUGUGUUGGCUAAACUUUGGGUACUAAAUUGAAAGCCACCAUGAAUCUCGAGAUGGUAUGGUAAGUAUGUUGCUCUGUCUUUACAACUCUAUGGUGAAAGGCUGAUAUUCCUGGCAUUAGCCAUUAGAGCAGGCACCCCCCAAACUGCGGCCCUCCAGAUGUUUUGGCCUACAAUUCCCAUGAUCCCUAGCUAACAGGACUGGUGGUCAGGGAUGAUGGGACUUGUAGUCCAAAACAUCCGGAGGGCCGAAGUUUGGGAAUGCCUGCAUUAGAGUGCCAGCCACUUAUAUUUAAUACCCAAAGUGCUCCUAAGGACUGGACUGGGACUAGGCCCCUGGCUUUCCACCCUGACCAAUGGCCCAGAUAGACCCGGUCAAUGGUAGGUUGACAAAGAGUCUGGCCAAUCAGGGCAUGUUGAUUAGAUUUCCUGGUUUGUUUGCUCUGUUCACUUUUGGGCAUGUGGGAGCCUUGGGGGGAGAGAGGUGUCUGUCAGAGCACUCAUCAGUGCAAUAAUUCCUCCAAUAGAACCUGCUGAGGGCACCUGCCUUGGAGCAUUGGAGCCUAGAAGCAAAAAUUGGUUCAGAGACCGCCAGGCAGAGCGAUUUGCCGAAUGGCCGAAACCAGUCUUGGAGGCGGCCCAGGAAAGUUUGAGCUGAGGAGGUUAUCUUGGUUAGCAUGUCUACAUGGCUUUCCAGCCUACCUCGCGUGGCCUUGUAGCAAGAACCGAGAGUGUGCUGGCCUUGACACUUUUAGCACUUAGGUCGUCACAGUUGGCCUUGGGUUGGAAGAUGGCAUCUGCAGCUCACAGCUGACAAGGCAUUUUGCAACAGCAGAGUUCGGAGGCAGGUUUUUGACCCAUCAUGCUCAACUGAGCACCCGUGACACAUCUUGUGACCAGUAUACAACUGUGAGGGGUGGGUGAGUGUGCCAAGGCUUCUCCCUUACUCAAGUUCUCUUUCACCCUCUCACAAUAUUGCGCACCUUUUUCUUUUUCUUUUCUUUUUUUUUGAAUAAUAGGCUGUGUGUUGGUUCCACCUUCCUGUUUUUGCUUGAUUCUCCUCUUCACAAGAUGUUCCACCUUGGGUGCUUCAGGUCAAAGGUGCCUCCCGACGGGACAUCUUUAAAAAAAACACCAGCCAGCCAACCCACACCCAUCCAGGGAACUUAUUCUUAGCAGCUAAAUGGUUAAAAGACCCUUGGAAGCCAAUGCUUAUGAAUGAGAGAGGCAAAGUUUGGCCAGGUGCCAGGAUAUGCUUUAAGGAGUGGGGGCAACCCAGUGAGAGCGUGAGAGAGACCUGAUGAUGGGAUCCUUAUGGGGGGGGGAGGCAGGGAAGGGAAGAGGGGGCACCCGCACAAGCCACGCAGCUGACUGCCUCCAGUGCCACGACCAACUUAAUUUUUAUAUUUAUUUAUUUUUUUCUUAAGCGAUAAUUCCAUGUCCUGAGGUUACAAACCGGCUGCAACUGGUUUUAUUUUUUUUCCUUCUUCUCUCCCCUUCCCUUCCCCUGCCCCCGCUAAGCAUCAUGGGUAAAAGUAAGCAUCCCCCCCUUUUCUUUUGUUUAAUAUAACGGCACCACAGAUGAUUGGCAGGGACGUGCCCGUUCCACGACUGGGCUCCGGCAGGUCCCUGGAGGGGGAUGGCACGCCGCGGCCAUCCAUGUUCCACCGAGGGGGCUUCUGGUGAAAAAGCACCCUGGCUUUCCCCCCUACCCUCCUCGUGGGCUGGCGAACCGACUCCCCCUCCAUCCGUCUGUCUCUCCCCUCCUCUUGACAAGUCAGGGAGGGAGUGGGAACACGCUACCUGAUGGACCGUAUGACAGAGGACGCCCUGCGCCUGAAUCUCUUGAAGCGGAGCCUGGACCAAGCCGAUGAGCGGGAUGAUGUCCUGGCCAAGAGACUGAAGAUGGAAGGGCAUGAGGCCAUGGAGCGCCUCAAGAUGCUGGCGCUGCUCAAGAGGAAGGACCUGGCGGGCAUCGAGGUGCCCCAUGAGCUGCCCGUCAAGCAGGACGGCCUGAAGGUCUAUGAGGAGAAGCUGAAUGGGAACAUGAGGCCCCACACGGACAGCCGGUCUUCAGGGAGGCCAGGGAAGGAAAACAUCAAUGAGGAGCCAGUGGACAUGAGCGCAAAGAGAAGCAGUGACCAGGACAGGGGACGGCUCACACCCUCGCCAGACAUCAUUGUCCUUUCUGAUAAUGAGGCCUCCAGUCCCCGUUCCAGUUCCCGCAUGGAAGAGAGGCUCAAGGCUGCCAAUCUGGAAAUGUUCAAGGGCAAAGGCAUUGAGGAGAGGCAGCAGCUCAUCAAGCAGCUACGGGACGAGCUACGGCUGGAGGAGGCCCGGCUGGUGCUGCUGAAGAAGCUACGGCAGAGCCAGCUGCAGAAGGAGAACGUGGUGCAAAAGACUCCAGUUGUCCAAAACGCAGCAUCUAUUGUCCAGCCAUCUCCUGCCCAUGUCGGACAGCAGGCUCUGUCCAAACUUCCCUCCCGGCCUGGAGCUCAAGGGGUUGAGCCCCAAAACCUCCGAACAUUACAGGGUCACACCGUCAUCCGGUCCGCCACCAACACGACCCUCCCCCACAUGCUUAUGUCGCAGCGCGUCAUCGCACCAAACCCCGCCCAGCUCCAGCAACGUGUCCCUCCGAAACCGGGCCUCAUCCGCACCACCACUCCGAGCAUGAGCCCCGCCAUCAGCUACCAGCCACAGUCCAGCUCGGCCGUCCCCUGCCAGCGCACCACGUCGUCUGCCAUCUACAUGAACCUUGCCUCCCAUAUCCAGCCGGGCACGGUGAACCGGGUGUCGUCGCCCCUGCCCAGCCCCAGCGCGCUCAACGACGCCGCCAACUCCCAGGCGGCUGCCAAGCUCGCCUUGCGCAAGCAACUGGAAAAGACCCUCCUGGAGAUCCCGCCCCCCAAACCGCCCGCCCCUUUGCUCCACUUCCUGCCCAGCGCAGCCAACAGCGAGUUCAUCUACAUGGUGGGGCUGGAGGAGGUGGUGCAGAGCGUCAUUGACAGCCAAGGCAAAGGUUGUGCUUCCCUCUUGCGAGUGGAGCCCUUUGUUUGCGCCCAGUGCCGCACGGACUUCACCCCGCACUGGAAGCAGGAGAAGAACGGCAAGAUCCUGUGUGAGCAGUGCAUGACCUCCAACCAGAAGAAGGCGCUUAAGGCUGAGCACACCAACCGGCUGAAGAACGCCUUUGUCAAAGCUCUGCAGCAAGAGCAGGAGAUAGAGCAGCGGUUGCAGCAGCAGGCAGCAUUGUCCCCCACCGCCACUCCCGCCAGCGUGUCCAGCGUUAGCAAACAGGAGAGCAUCAUGCGACAUCACACACUCCGCCAGGCGCCGCAACCCCAGAGCACCCUGCAGCGUGGCAUCCCCACCUCGGCCCGCUCCAUGCUGUCCAACUUUGCGCAGGCCCCGCAGCUUUCUGUGGCAGGAGGCCUUCUCGGCAUGCCAGGUGUCAACAUCGCCUACCUGAACGCCGGGAUCGGGGGCCACAAAGCGUCCAGCCUGGCAGACCGGCAGCGGGAGUACCUUCUAGAUAUGAUCCCGCCACGCUCUAUAUCGCAGUCCAUCAGCGGGCAGAAAUAACGCCAGCUGCGCCCCCCUCCCCACCCUUUCCCCACCCACCUGCCUCCCCCCCCCCAAUCCAUCGCAUGCAGUGCCUGUACUGGUGCCUACCAUAUGUGGAGGAAAAGACAAAAGACAAAAAAAGACAAAAAAGAAGACGACAAAAAAAAAACCACAAAAAAUGAGAAAAAAAGACAAGAACAUUUUAAAAAAAAACACUUCAGUGACCUGCCCUCUUCCGGAACCAACUCUCCCUCCCGCUUCUCUUCUCAUCUCCGGAUUUUGUUUGUGGGGAGAGGCCAGGCGCACCCGUCCCUCCUCCAUCCCUCCUUCACUCCGUUCCCGAAGUGAGAACGCGCCUGCUUGGAUCCUGCACUAUACACUAUGUUAAUGCUUUGUUUUACGCUCCCUUUUAUUUUAUUUUUUAAUUUGUAAUGAUAACGCGUAGAAUUUUUAAACUUGUUGUGUUCUUAUUUUUAUUUCCCUUUGGCUUAAAAUGGACGGCUGAGAGAGAGCGCACCUUUUUUUGGUUUCUUUUUUAAAAAAAAGGAAAUCUUCUCUAGAGACUUUGAAAGGCUCUUCCUCCUGAAAGCUGAUCGGGGCUGACUCAGGGCUUUCGGCAGAGUUGUUACAGAGGCGCCCCGAGAUGGGGAGGUGCAGGCCACCCCCAUGGGUGUGGCCAAGCAUCUAGAAGGCACAGCCCUGGAAGCUGAUGGCGUCUCAGAGAGUCAUCCCUGGUUUGGGUGGGUUUCUUUGUUUCCAAAGGAGUGGGCUAGAGGGCCAUGAGCUUGCCGUUGGCAGAGGGGGGCACGCUUCUCUGAAAGGUCCAUGCCGGGGAACUGACGCUGUCUGCGCCCUUGGAGAGAGGCCUCCGAAGACGAACUGUGUUGGGUUCUUUCAAACGCGCUUUGGCUCUUUUCACCCCUCUGGGCUGUCGGCUUCCCCCAAGCUUGCCCCCCCUGUCCGGUCUCCGUUAUGCCGCCCCUUGCCCAGGCCAAAGGAGCUCCAGGCGUCAUGGCGGUUCCCCAAAGUGUUUCUCCAUGUGCGGAGCCGUCUCUUCACUCGUCUCUCCUGCACCGUUCGUGCCUCGGAGGCCACCGUUGACGGGCCUUGAACAUCUUGCAGUGUUGCAUCAGCGGAGGGUACCAGAACGUGAAACCGGCCUUCUCUGCCCACCCUUCAGUUGCCGGGGGAGCCCCAACGAGAGAGAGAGAGAGCCAAAUGUUUCCAGGUCCACCACUGCCACCACCUGCAGGAGGAGGAAGCGAAGCCCUCGAGGUCAGCCCCGGAGGCAUUGCCCUGACAUCGAACCCUCGCGAGUGGAGAGCGAAUUGCUCAGUCACAUCCCAGGCCACUGCAGGAGCUCUUUGAGCCCUUACUCCACCCUGCUCUGCUUUGUUUAAAUUUUCAGCUUUUUCUGCUCUGCUCCUCCAGUUGUGUCUCCGGUCUGAAGCGAUGGGGCGGGAAAGGGAGCAUCCCUCUCUCCCUCCCGGGGUUCCCCCUCCCCGCUGGUCUUUUUUCCUCGCGUCCCCCUUCCAGAAGCACUGAAUCAAGGACCCCAAAGCCCCCUGAACUCGCCCACACAGGCAUCCCAGCCGGCACUCCCCACCAGGUCUGCGGUGUCCCCUCCCCUCGCCUGCGCUUCCUCCCCCCCCCUCCAAUCACUGAGCACUUAACAAAGAAACAGAGGUGGGAGGAACCGCCAGAUACUUUUCAUAAGCUAGCAGAAGGUUAGCAUUGCAGGUGUGUGUCGGUGUGUGUAGAUCGGGAUAGCUAACUCUGAGGUUCUCCCGCUCUUGAUGUUGCCAGGCCAAUUGUCCCAUCCCUAGGUUAUGGUCCAAGCUCCCUGGGGCUGGUGGGAGUUGGUGUCUGGCCGCAUCUUUGAGGGCCACGGGGUUAACUAUCAAUACACACACACACAAGACAUGCAUCCCAAUAGUUUCCGUUUCCCUGGAAAGCUUUUUCUUUUUGCUCCAGGAUCCUUCCGACUGUAGAGAUGCCGGCAGGAAGGUUUCCUUUGAAAGAAAGAAAAAAAGGUUUUGCUGCGUCUUAAGAUAUCUCCUUCACGUGCUACACCCUUCCUCGCCUCCUUGAGGACCCCGAACCCUUGCCCACCCUCCCCAACUUGCUUAAAUUUGAUCUGCGAUCUUCCCCCACCCCAAAACAAGUGCCAUUGCCCUCCCCGCACCCCUUCCCCCUUUAGAAUCGGGCGUUGCCAAGUGUGAACCAGUUCUAGCCACCUAGUGUUAUUGGGGAGGGGGCGGGUAUCCUUUUGGUCUUGUGUUGUUGUUUUCUAUUAAAAAAAAACAUAUAUGGUGAUGUAAGAAAUGUGCAAUAAUUAUUGCCUCUGCCUUUCAGGGCCCAGGCAGAGGCUUUGGUGGCAAGCAUUGAACGGUAGCAAACCAGCCACUACUUUGUAGUUUUGGGGUGGGAGGGCAAGGAUUAGCCACUCCCCCUCCCCACCGCCAUCACCACACUGGCGUGGCAUAUAUGGCUUUGGCAAUAGGGCAGAGGACUUCCCCACCCCACCCCCCGGAAGAAUCCUGCGUAUUGAAUCAGUGCUUCUCUCUUCCCCUGGCUCCUCCCAGUCUUUUCCUACCCCAAAGGGUGAUCCCCAACAAAGUUCUUCUCCAAUGAGACUCCUUGAAAUUAAGGAACCUAAGCUAGUCAUCUCCCACCCGCCAGGUCUACUCUAAAACUAGUAACAACCCAAAGUUUGCCGUUCUAGAUCAGCCAGCCAGAACUCUUCUCUUCCACACUGUUUCUGUUGGGACCACCUUUUGCCCUGUGUGCAAAAUGUCCCUCUCCAAAAGGAGCCUUGAGUCUGCUCAGCAGACCAGCCUGAGGACCGCAGUUGGAGUUUUCUCACCUUCCCCCAGAAGAGGGUCUUCCCGGUGGCAUUAGCAGCGAGCCUCCUUGCAGAAUAAAUUCGCUCCUGGCUGAAACUUUCCAGGCUCAAACUUUCCAGGUUGGCAAAGAUAUAUCUCUCUCUUUUUUUGGAAGCAGAUGUUUUGGGAUGAGGGAGAGGCACUGAUCUAGGAAGGAUUUUUUUCUUCACCUCUUUUUUUCUCUCUUUAGCACAGAGAGGGGAAGAAUGGCUCGGGGGGGGGGGCAUUUCUAUAGGGGAGAGUGGGGAGACUGCCCUACCUUGUGCACUCAGGCAGGUAACUCCACUUUCGCUUCCCCCAGGAGCAUGUCUCUUUAGUAUAGAGCAGGAUCAUGGCCCUUUGGCACUUCUGCCCAGCUCCCCAUCCCCUCAGUCCCCCUCUUUAAAACAACGUCCCUUCCCAGGAUGCAAUAUUUGCCUGUGGCGGACACACAACCUCCCUCCUUUCCACCCACCCCAUAAAUCUCUUACCGUACUUUAAAAUUGAUUCCCAUCUUCCUGCUUUCCUAAAGCCAACAAAUGUCUUUCUCUCACAUAUACACACAAACCCAUUUCUCUCUUUUGUUUUUCUGAGGGGGCGGGGGGUUUAAUGUAGAAAACCAUCCUUUUUCACGGUACAGAAUUAAGGGUUUCCUUUUCCAUCUUAGGGGUUUUUUCUCUCUCUUUUCCAGAUUAGUCAUACGUGCUUUGUGGUUGAUGGUGUUUUUAUUUUUCUCCCGCGUUUCUUCCAUGGGGGGUGGGGAAGAGAGGAGAAGCAUAACUCGCCUCCCUCGGCCUCUGUUUCACACUCCUUCCCCCCAACCUCAGUUUUUUCCUCCCAUUUUUUUCGCUCCCUUUCUCCUCCCCCACCCCACGACGAGCUCUUCUUAGCUUAACAAUACUUGCUGCCGAAAUGUUAUAACUAAAGACUUUUCUUCGUUGUAUAUAAGCUAUUUCUUGACACAUUUAAAAAUAAAAAAGAGAAAACUGAAAAAAAAAAGUUUGGGGGCGGGGGUGCGGGAAAACCGACAACAAAAAACAAACCGGGGGGGGAAUUGUACAUUUGUGUAGAGAAAACAAAAACGACAAAAAGAGAAGACAGCUUAGCCAUGAAUAUUGUGAAAGUUCUUUAACGUCCUUUUUGUAGUGUGACCUUCUUUGUGUACGGCGUUUAAAAUGUGCAAAAGGCAGUUUCCUGGAGAUAGGGGGAGGGAGGAGGCUGGGGUGGGGCGCUAUGCAGCUCAUGUCGCCCGCCCCACACUUUAUGCACCCCCCACCCCCCCAAAAGCUGAAAUGGACUUGGUGGUAGCCAUCAUUUCCCCAAAAGGUGCCUUUUCUUUCACUUGUUUCAGAAGCAAGGAGUCCCAUGAACUACCAGCAUGCACACGGACUUUGAGCCUUGGUAGAGGCCACAGGCCCAGGGGCUCCCUCCCCAAAUACCCGCCCCCCAACCCCAAGUUUUCACAAACGGGGGAUCAAAACAAAUACUAGUAUUAAACUAUAAAUGUAUUUGCACUGUUUGUAACGAAUGCUUUAGGCUUGAGACAGCAUACACUUCUCUCGACUGUUCCGCAUCUGGUGUCCAGAAACUCAGCCCCCUCCGACCCCAAUUUCCAGGGAGACACAGUACUUCUCCCUCCAUCUCCCCUUUCAAUCAUUUGCUGAUCCCUCUCGGCUUCAUCGCCUUUCAUUCCUUCCGCCUCUCAAUGAUCCGCUUUCUAUCAUCCCCCCCCCAAACCCCUCUUAAAUAUCAAUAACAUUCUAGGGACUGUUUGAUAUUCUUUCCCCUGCACCCCAAGAAAGUGCAUGCAAGAUUUGAGUUCCUGAAAAUCUUGGGUUUUUUAAAAAAUUAUGUGGACCGUGCUUCUAUCCCUCAUGGUUCCAGCACACAAGCAACUCCUGCGAAAGUUUCCACUGCCCAGGAGCGCAGAGAUUGCGCUCUGCUUAGCUAAGCUGUUCAUCCAGAAGUGUUUGUGUGCAUGCAUGUACAUACAGGGUCCGAUACAGGAAGGGAGAAUGUGACUCGUUCCACAUCAACCGGCCAUUGCCAAACAAGUUCAAAGCCCAUCAGUGCAGUGGGAAAUAUUGGGCUUAAUGUCUCUCAUACAAAACCUUUGUCAGCUUCAGCUUCCCAAGGUUCUUAACGUGGGAGUGGAAAGGUGUAAUAGAUUCUCUAUGAAAGGCAAGCACUCCAGUACCUUUGAGAUCCGUUGAGUGUGAAGAGAGCCGCUUAAAUGCCUUGUCUGUCUUAAUUGGGAGCCUGAAGUCUUUGCAUGCCAGCACGUUCUGAGCAGAGUCUCUCCUUAACUUGAGGGCCAUCCUUAUGAGCUGUCAGACCCUCUUAUGGAGGGCUCUUAAAGAAAUGGACCUUGUCUCUUAUCUACUUUGGAGAACGACAAUUCCAGAAAUGGACCAAAGUGCUGCUUUCGCAUCUUGUGCAGCCCUUCCAAUGCCUUUUGUUUAUUUGCCCUUAAGAUUCCAGGGCGUCUGAUUCCUAACACUCCACAGAAAGUUUGGCUCCUUUUUCCAAUGCUAUUUCAUUCCCCUUUGGGCCAAAUCGGGCGUUUGGGAGUAGCUUUUUGACUUCUUGGUCGGUGUACUCUUUUUAUAAAGCCAAGCUUCUCGUCUUUAUGACAUUACUAAACUCAAGAGGACUCCAGCAUUUAAGGGCUGUAAUUUUUACAGCCUUCCAUUAUGGGUGCAUUCUUUGUGACCUUCUGUCUUGCCAAUAUCACCUCUCUUGAAAUUUAUGUUCAAACCCCCCAGGUACGGAGGCUUCAAGGAAAAUCUGAGCAAAGCUGUUGUGAAACCAGCAUGUGUUCACCAUUGAUUUGAAGGAUUGUGUGUGUGUGUGUGUAACCUGAGGGACAGAAUCACGUUUUUAAAUUUUGGUGUCACAUGACGAGCCCCCAGAGCUGACUGAAUCAGUCCAUCCCACGUUUGAGUUGCAGCAUGCUGGAUAACAUUGAUGGUAGCCGAAAGGCACUUUCUCACCUUCCCAUACUUCCUGGUUGCAUGCAGUGCUAUUCCCACUCAGAGUAGACCCAUUGAAAGCAAUGGGUGUGAUCAACUUAGGCCGCUUUUAAUUUCUGCGGGCCUGCUCUUGAAUAUACCUUAGGUGUGCACAACCCUGUAUCUUCACAUCUCUGGUCCCAAACUCUGGUCCCGGAGAUGUCUGCCCAGACCCCUCUCCCUCAACCAUUCAAGCGAUGGCGUGGUCCCAGUUCCCCCCUCUUCUGUCUCCUGGCCUGAAUUCAGGGACCCACACCCCCAGUUGAGCAAAGUGUGCAGAGGGUGGGAGAGUCAACCAGAUGAACAUCAGGUUGUCCCUUUGCCGCCUUGGGGAUGGUUGGCUGCGUGGGGAAGGAACGUGUGGGAAUCCUUUGUCCCUCCUGAUGUUGCUAAGCGACAGCUCCCAUCCCUAGCCAUUGACCGCGCUUGCUGGGGCUGAUGGGAGUUGUAGUUCAGCAAUAUCGGGAGGGCCAAAUGAUUCCUACUUGUGGGGUGUGGACUCCUGGUGCCCUCCCUCACCCAAGCACUUCUUCCUUGGCCAUCUCUUUUCAGGACCUGCAGCCAUGUUUACCAUUCCUCCCAAAGAGGCUGUUGACCGUGAGUCAAUCUUACUCUAGUUCUUGAGAACCAACUACCACCUCUUAAUACAGUCAUAAUUUCCCACACACACACACAUACUCAACUUCCACCUUCUCUUUCCCCCCCACACUCCCAUUGUGGAUCUUGUAUCUCGUAGGGGUCCCCCCCCCCUCCCUGAGCACAGCAUGAGAUCUCCUGCAAGGAUCACAGCAAAUCCGGGGAAGUCAGUUGCAACCGUCCUACAGCCAUAUGUUACAGAGGCAGGGUUCAGCUUCACCCCCUUAUCUCUUUGGGUCAAGAGCAAUGGUAGUCCCCUUGCUGGGGCUGCCCAAGGGCCUAACUUGCCAGGGAGGCCCUUCCUCUCCUCCCCACCCCCCCAAAACAUCCCAUUUUGCCACACUCCCUCUUCAGCCUUCAAUUCCUCUAGCUCAGGUGGGAAGCUGCAGCCCUCCAGAUGUUGGGAACCUGUGGCCUUCCAGAUGUUGCUGCAGUGCAGCUCCCACCAUCCCUGACCGUUUGGCGCAUGGGCUGAAGCUGAUGGGAGCUGGAGGUCCAGCAACAACCAGAGGGCCACCGAUUCCCCAUCCCCACAGCACGGGGGGCUCACGGCACCACGAGUCGUUCCGUUGCAGGAGCAGGGUGUGUGUGUGUUAAAAAGACAAAAAUAAAAAAUAAAUCAUGAGGCUUAGCGCGCACACACACCAAUUUGAAACCCAGGGCAGCGAGAGAUGGCUGAGCUCGGGAGGGAUCGGAGAGAAUUGCAGCUGCAAAUUAUCGGGGGGAAGGGGGCAACCUUGGUGGAAAUCGGGCCUUUUGCACAAUUUUAAGAGGGCUUUUAAUUUUAAUUUUCCGCAUUGUGUUUUUGAAAAUCCGGUUUAAAAGGAGGAGGAAGGAAGGAGGAAAAAAAAAGCUGUUUAAAUAUUGCCAAUUGAUUAUGCAGUGACCUGAUUAAAAAUAAUAAUAAUAAGCUAAUUUUUGGAGAAAGGAUUAAAAAAAACUUUGUAAUAUUUAUCACUUGCAAGCUAUGUUUAAUAAAGAAAGGAAUGGUUUAUACAUUUUGAUGUGACUGGCGCAUUUUGGAUUUGCUGUCGGGGAGACGCGGGUAGAGGUCUUUGGAUGCAGCACAAUAGAAUUGUUUAAAUGAAUACUUGUGUUUGCAUAUGGGUCACCGAGCAGCAUCCUUGGGCCGGGGGCGAAAUCUUCAGGGAACGACUCGCCUCUGCCAUUGGUCACUCGCCCAACUCCUUGGGUUAGUCCCCCUAGUGGUGAGGAAUAGCUAACACUGCCCUUCUAGCUACAGGUAGGUAGCCCGUGUUGCUCUGCCGUCGAAACAAAAAUAAAAUAGAAAAAUUCCUUCCAGUAGCACCUUAGAGACCAACUAGGUUUGUCAUUGGUAUGAGCUUUCGUGUGCAAAGCAUUUGGGACUUUCUGGUUUAGAGAAAAGGUGAGUUAAGAAUCUCCGGCCUGCAGGACCUCCUUUACAAACUCAACUCUUGCCAGUUGUUUGUGGAUGGAUUUGUGAGCAUAGGGUGUGUGCAUGUAAAUUCAGUGUGCACACAGCUUUGGCUCCGCCCAUGGGUGGCUUUGGCCCCGCCCACCACUGGCAUGAGCCCCACCCAUCUUGCGGCUGAAAAGGCUCCCCCACCCGACUUAAUCCAUAUUCUCCCCCAAGGUCCUGGGACCAAAUUUCCUUCCCAGCCUUGCAGCUGGAGAACUUCUUAACCGGAGGGGGAAAUGGGGACCUUCAAAAAGGGUUCUGAGGGGCCACUAACUUAUGCCUCUUCCCCAUAACUUAAAAAAAAAAAAUCACUCUUCAAAGAUUUUUUUAAAAGCUUUUCUCAUCUCAAGGCGUUUUUUAGUCUGUGGAAGUUGCAUUCCAAACUAGGUGGGUGAGCAGUGAAUGCCAGUUUUUUCAGGAAGCCCUCCAGAAUUUGCUUGGGCUAGUUCAGUUACGAAGGUAACUGAUGGGCCAUUAGGAUAUUAUUAUUAUUAUUAUUAUUAUUAUUAUUAUUAUUAUUAUUAUUAUUAUUUCCUAUCUCGCUCUUCCUCCCAAUGGAGCCCAGGUUGGCAAACAUGCAAUGUGUAAGGGUUAAAAAUAAAACGUUUAAACGCUGUCAAAACAUUUACCUGGGAGCAAACUACAGAGAUGUUUUGACACUUGAAGUGUAUGUUUUUUAGUAACCAACUUAAUGCUCGUAAGUGGUUUUAAUACUGUGUUUUAGGGCUAUAACCUGCCCAGGGACCUUAUGGGGAAUGGCAGGAAAGAGAUGAUUAAAAUAAACUUAGGCUGUAGUCCUGUGUUAUGUGGUUUAUACAUUUAAAGCAGUAGCAUACCACUUGAAACAGCCGCAGCUUUCCCCAAAAGAAUCCUGGGAACUGUAGUUUGCUAGUGGCUCUGAGAGGUUUUAGGAGGUCACCACACAUUUCUCCUACAGAGCCACAAUUCCCAGAGUGCUUUAACAAUCCAAGGGGACAGAACAGAACAAUACCAGAUGGGCGGUGUAUAAAAAAUAAAUUAUUAUUAUUAUUACUACAGUAGGAAUUGUAGCUGCGCUAGGAAAAUAGGGUGUCUCCUAUAACAUCUCUCGGCACCCUAACAAACUACAGUUCCCAGGAUUCCUUUGGGGGAAGCCAUGACUGUUUAUAGUGCUGUGGUGCUUUAAAUGUAUAGUGCAGAUGGAAUCCAAGUCUACUCAGAAUAUCCAUUGCAUGUCCUGUCAAGAAACAAUACUUUAAAAAAGCCGGACUCAUACUUUUAAAAUUUUGUUCUGUGUGUUUCAGAUUCAUUGCCCUAUGUCAAUCUCUGCUAAUGGGUGAAUCUUCCAUUCCUCCUGCCCCUCCCACAAAAACAAAACAGAGUACAACCAAGAGUUGUUUUGCACAUUGUUUUUUUUUUAAUUUUCAACACAAGACAAGAAAGAUUUCCAGACAUCAACCCUGCAUCCUUGAGGUUUUGAAACCUUCGGUGGCUACCUCUCUUUUGAACUGAGCUGUAAAAUUGGGGCCACUGCAGAAGGUGUGAUACAAACGAGUUUACUCUUGAGUAGGAAUGGGAGAAAUCUCUCCUGGCAGUUCAUUGGUUUUGUUUGUUUUAAAUCACAAAAACAAGGGGCCAAGUUCGCAUAAUGGUGUAACUU
Molecule: messenger RNA, 20805 nt
Organism: Zootoca vivipara (common lizard)
Lineage: Eukaryota; Metazoa; Chordata; Lepidosauria; Squamata; Lacertidae
Source: RefSeq, a predicted model, not a curated record